AGAGUACUGCGUUGGGGUUCCGGUUUUAGUUUUGGUUUUGGGGCUCCACUCUCACAGCAAAAAACCACAGCUCUGAAGAAACAGAGAAGAAGAGGAAGAAGAAGAUGAGGAACCAUCUCUUCAGGCGAUUCCUCCAGGCCCCUCUUUCGCAUUCUCGAUCCGCUCCUGCGUUCUGUCUCUCCUCUCGCCGCUAUGCAGUUUCAGCUCCAGUGGUUGAGGAAGAGGCUGAAACAGUUGUAUUUCCAAGGGAGGGCCCUGGGUUUUCAUAUGGUCUUAACUGGGCUCUGGCUGGAAAGGGUGUAAUUGUGAAUGAUAAAGCUUUUCGAAAUUUGAAAUCCUCCGAGCUACAGCAGAAAGGCGCGGCAAUUGCUGAGUCUUUGUCAGGACUUCCAAUUCACGUUAGGGGAGAUGUUCUUGGAGGAGCUUCAGAAAUUCCCAAAGCACAAUUUAGCAAACUUUUGAAACAGGUCACCGCUCACUUAUCGUCCAUCUCAGAUAUUUAUGUUCAUGAUGGAGCUAUUGGUUCAUCAUCAAAAUGUGAUGCUAAAGUUCGUGUAAUAAGUGAUAGUCCAUCUGCUGUAUUAUCACUUUCCAAUGUUCUGUGGAAAACCCCUACCCGUGCUGUUUCCCAUGACUCUUGUCCUCUGACGGUUUAUAUUGCUUCGUCUUUGAGUCCUGGUGCUGUGGAAGCUGCUGGUAUUGGAUCUCAAGGAAAGAACGGAUUUAUUGCUGCUGACAUCGAGCGUUCUUCUCUCAUUCUAUGUGGUAAGGCUUUCUCUGAUACAAAUGGAAUCAAAACAGCGUUAGCUGCCUUGUGUGGACCGAUUAUAUCUGCUCGGGGAGGUCUUCCUCUUUCUGCCAGGCUCUUGGUGUCUGGGGAUUCUGUGAUUCUUUUGUUCGCACCAGAAGAUAUCGUGCAGAGCUGCUCAGACCUGUUGGUGUCUUUGGAUGCUGGUGUAAUUUUGUCCUCUCAAGGUGUUGCACCAUUUUUUCAAACUGGGAAUUCUAGCGGGCCAAAUCUAUACAAAUUGCCAGCUGCUGUCAUCCUUGCAUCUUCUGAUAGCUCUGGAGUAAUCCCUUCUAUCUCGAAGCUCUCUCCUGGGCAAGCAGCAUAUCACUUCCUGGCCGGCUAUCACAAUGGCAAGUUUGUUCCUGCAUAUAGCAAGAGUCCAUCAUCUGCCAAUCCACUGGAGCUUGCAAAGGCUGUUCUAUCCAAGUUGAAAGAUGACCAGAUUCCAUCAUUCCUAAUCAAUGUAAAUGAAAGAGAAAAGCUUACAACUGGCAAGGACUUUGUUAAUCUGGUGCAAUCAACUCUAACAAAGAACGUUCCCCCUUUCGAACCCAAAGGUGAUCUUGAAGGCAAGUACAAGAGCUUCUUAUCAGGCAAGUUUAAAGAAUUACCAGAGGAAUUCUUGUUCUGAGAUUGUGAGAUAGGUAUGCCAUUGUGACUCCUGUUUUUCUUCCAGAGGGUAAAUUAGAGCCUACCUCAUGAAAUUAUAGUUGGAAGACAUUUGUAUGAUUUUUGCUUCUGCUCUCAUAAUGUCUGGAGGGAAGUACCAGAGACUGAAAUAAGUUAAUAACCCAUGUAUUUUUUCUGAAGUUACUUGUCUCCCCAUGUCUUAUUUGAUGCAUUUUCCUUUUGUUUCCUUUUCAAAUUAGUUCUGACUA
Molecule: messenger RNA, 1668 nt
Organism: Vitis riparia (riverbank grape)
Lineage: Eukaryota; Viridiplantae; Streptophyta; Magnoliopsida; Vitales; Vitaceae
Exons: 11
Coding region: 105-1421 (438 amino acids)
Biological process (GO): gluconeogenesis
Cellular component (GO): cytosol
Molecular function (GO): phosphoenolpyruvate carboxykinase (ATP) activity; ATP binding
Source: RefSeq, a predicted model, not a curated record